Messenger RNA from Aethina tumida (small hive beetle), 973 nucleotides. Its product is annotated as proline-rich protein 2-like. Lineage: Eukaryota; Metazoa; Arthropoda; Insecta; Coleoptera; Nitidulidae. The record is from RefSeq and is a predicted model, not a curated record. The transcript has 3 exons. Bases 101 to 661 code for a protein of 186 amino acids.
ACGUGGGGCCGCGGGCGAUGCGGAUAUAUAAACGGGGGGCGCACCGGGUUCGGCAGUAGUGCACCUCAAGUGUCCCCCCAAAAAGUAACAUACGACGAAGAUGAGAUUUUUCGUGGCGAUUUCGGCACUCUUGGCAGUAGCGGCAGCUAGGCCAGAGGCAGGAUUCAGCAGCAGCUACAGCGCCCCGCCGAGCGGCCCCAGCGGCGGCAGCUACGGCCCACCACCUCAAUACGGUCCACCGGCUCAACCACCGUCAGUCCACAAGCACGUCUACGUCCACGUACCGCCACCAGAGCCCGAGUACCAGGCACCCAGAAAACCCAUCCAGGUAGCGGCACCCCAAAAGCACUACAAAAUCAUAUUCAUCAAGGCGCCAACCGCCCCAACUCCGACCGCCCCCGAAAUCCCAGUCCAGCCGCAGAACGAGGAGAAGACCCUGGUCUACGUGUUGGUUAAGAAGCCGGAAGAACAGCCGGACAUUGUCAUCCCGACACCAGCACCAACUCAGCCAAGCAAGCCGGAGGUCUACUUCAUCAGAUACAAGACACAAAAACAAGAAGGUUACCCAGACUCCGGAGUACCCCAGAACAAGUACGGUGCCCCAGCUCCAGGUGGCUCAGGCGACUACGCACCGCCAAACACAGGCUCCGGACCUUACUAAGAACGAACUGGUCUUGCUUUGACCCUUGUACAUAAAUAACUCAUGUAUGCAUACCUCCAAAUAUGCCAGUAUCAUAUACAAAUAUUUUAUUGUGAUUUUUAAAACUAGGUGACAAAUGUAUUGAGUAAGUUAUUUUUUUAAUGCUGUUAGUCAUUAUGAAGUUGCAGUUAAUCUUGUAUAUAAAUAGGUUUAAGGCCUGCAAAGCUUUAUACAACUAGUGUUUAAGGAUUGUCUUUUUUUUUGUACCUAUUCUUAGUAUUUUUUUAUACUUGUUUUAUACGAAUGAUUAGCAGAUAAUAGAAAAUAUUUCUA